Messenger RNA from Solea senegalensis (Senegalese sole), 2648 nucleotides. RefSeq names its product ETS-related transcription factor Elf-2-like. Bases 295 to 1974 code for a protein of 559 amino acids. The transcript has 9 exons. Lineage: Eukaryota; Metazoa; Chordata; Actinopteri; Pleuronectiformes; Soleidae. Gene Ontology annotation, cellular component: nucleus. Gene Ontology annotation, molecular function: sequence-specific DNA binding; DNA-binding transcription factor activity, RNA polymerase II-specific. The record is from RefSeq and is a predicted model, not a curated record. Gene Ontology annotation, biological process: regulation of transcription by RNA polymerase II; cell differentiation.
CCCUGUGAAUUAGUUGCAGCAAAGAGGUAGCGCGCCGGAAAGCUGCAGGAUAGCAGAGAAUAUAGUGCUCCAAACAUCAACAGAAGACCUGCAAACACGUCCAGUAUCUCCACGUCCAUCUCCUGGUCAACACACUGUGUCGCUUGUGUCGUAAAAUAAUUCCCCAAAGGGACCGAGGCUCAAAAGGACUGGUUUGCUCAGGCGAAGUCGACAUUGUGGCUAACAUUAGGCCCAGCUAGUGCUAGCCGAGGAGCUUUACUUUUGUACCAGCUAAAGCAAAACAAGGAAUGAGUAAUGACUUCUGUGGUCGUGUCAGACGGUGGAGGAAACAUUGUGGAGUAUGUCACCGUCGUGGAGGAACCACAGCAGUGUGUGCAGCAUCCUGCUGAAGAGGAGGAGGAGGAAGACGAUGAGGAGGUAGAGACAGUGAUCAUAGAGGGCGGCGAGGAGGUGGAGGAUGACGUGGAUGAGGAGGAGGGUACAGUGCUGCAGGAGGAGGACUGUCCAGCUGUAAUCGUGGAGGAGGUGCCCAGUGCCCAGGUGGAGGAGUGCUACUCAGCCCAGGUCCUGGUUUACAACGACGGGACAUAUUUGAUGCAGGACGUGGCUGAAGAGCAGGAGGUGGUCACUGAAGUGGCUGAAACUGUGGAGAUGUCAGGUCAUGACAUGGUUUCUUUUGACAAAACCUUUGAAGCAGCUGAAGCUCUUCUCCAUAUGGAGUCUCCUGGAGGAUUGCACAGUGAACGCAACACAGCAGAGGAUGUGAUGAUGGAGACAGUCGUGGAAGUGUCAACAGAGUGUGGGCCUUUAGAAGAAGAGUCCUUCCCUAUCUCUCCUGAAUGUGAACCUGCUGCCAAGAAGAAGCGAGGAAGUGGACGUAAGCCAAAGUUACACCAGCCUGCCUCCAAUGGCUCCUUUGAUUUAGGGAUCAAGAAAAGACCGAGAGAGGGCAAAGGUAACACCACCUAUCUGUGGGAGUUCCUACUGGAGCUGUUGCAGGAUAAAAACACAUGUCCCCGCUACAUUAAGUGGAUGCAGAGAGAGAAGGGAAUCUUCAAACUUGUCGACUCCAAGGCCGUGUCAAAACUGUGGGGGAAACACAAGAACAAGCCUGACAUGAACUACGAGACCAUGGGCCGAGCCCUGAGGUAUUACUACCAGCGAGGGAUCCUGGCAAAGGUCGAGGGCCAGCGUCUGGCCUACCAGUUCAAAGAAAUGCCCAAGAACAUACGCGUCAUUGAUGAGCAAGAGGAGGAGGGUGAGGAUGUGGAAGACGGUGAUGGUGUUGUGUCUGCUCAGCACCCAGCUCACCAACAGGGCUCUGCAAGUCUGGGCAGCACCUCUCUUGUUGGCCUCCAGCCUCAACAGACCUACGUCACUGUUAUCCCUAGCAACACCACCACCAGGCCCAUCCGAGCCAUGCCAGUAGUCAUGACCAACUCACUAGGUCAGGUGACAUUAAACUCUACGUCCAUUCUCACCACCACCACUGGAGUCCCUGUAACUGUGGCAAAUGCCAUGGCCAGCACUCCACCCAAACUGGUAAUCCAGGCUGUGCCCACUGUGCUGCCCACCAGCUCCAAAACAGGAGAGAAGAUCACCAUUAUCACCAUUCCAGCCAACCAGCUGGCCACACUCAUGCAGGGUAAUCCAACAGGCCAUUUAACACAGCUCAUCCAGGCCAAAACCAUCACCACGCAUCUGCCACAACCCACCUUGGAACCGUCUACAGUCCAGGUGAUGGCCAGCAGCUGCUCGGCACCGCAGCUCAUCCUGGCCAAACCAGCAGCACUGGCUCAGCAGCUGCCUCAGCUGCAGGUGAGCCACCCUCACACCACACUGGCCAAAGUCCCUACUCCACACCCAAAGCCCCCCCUCUGUCAGCCCGAGGCAGUACAAUCAGAAGUGGUCAUCGCAGAGGUGCCACAGCCCUGCAGUCCAGCAACGGCGUCAGGAAAGACCCAGUUAUCCUAAGAGCAGGAGGCUAGAGGAAGUAACCAUGGACAUAGACGCAGCCCCUACAGCCCCCCCUCCCCCCAUCCACUCUCCGCUUAUUGGUGUUCAGGGAAACUGAAGCCACAACCAAGAAUUAAAGGGACAAUUGCACACGCACUCACAGGUCCUUCAGAGGACAUGGGCAGCCUUAGAUUGUACAUUAAAAACCUCCUACAUGUAAUCAGAUCUAAAAUACAAAGCCCAGUGAGACUUUGUUGCAAACACAAGUGUAAAAAGCAUUUUUGAUACUCAGCAGCUAUGUCAAAGUCCAGGUGUAUUUAGAAAAAUCUGUUUGUUUCUUUGUUUUCAGUCUUUAGUGUUUGCAGAUGUCUGUUACUCUUCUCUUCUCCCAACACCCAGCAUCUUUUUCUCCUGCACACAGGAAGGAAGGAGGCGAGGGAAGGAGGGUGGAAGGGAGUAAGAAAAGAAGGGAGGAAGGAAGGAAGUAAAAAGAUAACUGCAUGGAGAUUAAAGAACUCAGUUGUGUGCUCCACAUUAGAAGUAUGAUAUAAUAUUUUCUUGUACUAUCAACGUAUUGAAGUAGAUUUUACUUAACUGUGUAUUAUAAAAGGAGAUAAUUGAUAAUGAAACAGUCCAUCGUUGUUUUAUACAGGCAUAAGAACAAUGAAAUGUUUUAAAGGAAAACCCUGUAA